This is a messenger RNA of Penicillium vulpinum, 762 nucleotides long. RefSeq names its product putative 2-haloalkanoic acid dehalogenase. The transcript has 2 exons. Bases 1 to 762 code for a protein of 253 amino acids. NCBI's taxonomy places the organism in Eukaryota, Fungi, Ascomycota, Eurotiomycetes, Eurotiales, Aspergillaceae. The record is from RefSeq and is a predicted model, not a curated record.
AUGACCUCCCCCCAGAAGCACGCCGUUUUCGAUGUGGUCGGCACCUGUGUGUCAUUCGAUGUCUUCCUCGACACCAUCGAGCAGGUUCUCGGUCCGCGACUGCGAGAACAUAACCUGUCGGCCAAGAUAUUCGGGUUUGCAUGGAUGCAAUCUUCCGAGCUCGAGUCUCUAAUGCUUCACAUGUCCAAGCGGAGCGUGCCAUACAAGGAUGUUUUCAAAGCGCUCUUUUACCGCGUCUUAUAUCUAUCCGGAAUCGAAGACCCGAGAUCGUUCGCGACCGAGGAGGAAAGAGACACUUGCCAGGAUGCAUAUUCAAAGCUGGAGCUUCGCCCGGAUUGCCGCACCAUGAUGGAGAAAUUGAGGGAAAAUGGCUUCACCAUUUGGUGCUUGACCACAGGCGACACAGAAAGAGUCGGCGGCUACUUUAAGCGCGCUGGCUUUGAAAUGCCCGCCGAGAACCUCGUCAGUUGCCAUCAGUUCAUGAAGCAUGACUCCGCAUCGGAGUCUCCGCUCGAUAUGGUCAAACCAUCGAUGGGUUCCUAUAAGCCCAUGCUGGAUAAGUUUGCGUCUGAGGAUCAAAAGUGGUUCGUUGCGGCGCAUAUGUGGGAUGUGAGCGCAGCUGUUAAAGCUGGCUUCCGUGGUGCCUACUGCUCGAUCUAUGAGAAGGAGUCGUGCAUUGAGAUAUUUGACACUAAGAUGGAUGUCAUGGCCGAUAUUUUGCUCGAACUGGCUGACAAGAUGAUUGAUGUGUCUUCUUCCUAA